AUGCACCGCCGUAUCCUUGUCGCUUGUCUUCCCAGGGUUCUCCCUCCCCUCCCUCCCUCGCCUGCUCAUCCUUGUCUUCCCUGUGUCGAGGGGCGGCAGCGCGCCGCUCCUCACUCCUCGUUUCCCCCGACGACUGCUCCCCUGCAAACCCUACAUCUAGACGUGUGGGGCCCAGCCCGCCUCCGUGAGCGGUUCGGGACGGACUUUCCCGUCCUGCGUCUGCACUCCGACAGAGGUGGUGAGUUUGCCUCUGACUUCCUGAUGGACUUUUGUCGUGGGAAGGGCAUUCACCAUGCGUUCACGCUCCCGUCCUCACCACAGCAGAAUGGGAUUGCUGAGCGCCGCAUUGGAUUAGUCAUGGAGGUCGCUCGUACCUCCAUGGUCCAUGCGGCUACCCCCCAGUUUUUGUGGCCGUUUGCAGUCCGUUACGUUGGCGAUGCGUCGGUGUUUCGUGUCUGGGGUUCUCGUGCCUUUGUCCGCGAUACCACCGCGGACAAGCUCUCCACCCAGGCUAUUCCCUGCGUCUUCCUUGGCUUUGUCCGUGACGUAGACGCUGUUGAGCUUGUCGAGGUAGCGGUUGACUCUGGUGGUGCUGCUGGGGGUGCUGAUCCUGAGUGUGUGGAGCCUGGGGGUGAUGAGCCUGAGCAUGUGGAGCCUGGGGGUGCUGAGCUUGAGUGUGUGGAGCCUUGGGGUGCUGAGCCUGAGCGUGUGGAGUCUGGGGGUGCCGAGCCUGGGGUUGCUAAGUCUGAGGGUGUGGAGCCUGGGGGUGCUGAGUCUGAGGGUGCUAAGCUUGCGAUCGCUGAGACUGGGGGUGCUGAGUCUGCUAGAGUUCCUGCGGGGGCCUCGUCUCGGCAGGAGGCUCGCUCCCUACAGCAGCUGCGCGAGUGGUUUGCUUGCUACUGGAGACGCCAGCGAGGUGCUGCUGGAGCUGCUGGAGGUACUGCUGGAGGAGUUGGAGCUACUGGAGCUGCUAGCGGAGCUGGAGCUGCUGGAGCUAGAGGUGCUGCCAGAGCUGGAGCUGCUGGAGGUACUGCUGGCGCUGGAGCUGCUGGAGGAGCUGGAGAUGCUGGUCCCAGAGGUGCUCGUACUGGAGCUACUGGAGCUGCUGGGGCUGGUGGUGCUGCCGGGGUUGCUGCUGGAGGUGCUUCGGGAGCUGGAGCUGCUGGAGGUGCUGGAGCUGGUGGUGCUGUGGGAGUAGGAGCUAGAGACCCUGGCGGUGGGGGUACUUGUGCUGUCUCUGCUGCUUCUGGAGGCGCUGUGAGGCCGCGGCCGUACUUUGUUCUGCUUCUUCAGCAGGUUCUUGACCUCCUGCCUUCUACAGGCACGCACGAGAUGACACUUCGUCCUUCCACUGCUCCACUACGCGUCCCCUUGCCGUCUAUUCCUGCGUCCUCUCUUGCUGACGGUCCGGACCCGGAGUCUGACUCCCUUCGUGCUGCUAGUCCUACUGUCACGCGUCUACUGGCCACUGUUGUCACUGACCCAUCGUUUGAGUCCACUGCUGCGUCUCCCCUAGUUGCUGAGCUUGUUGACUUUGCUACCGCCUUACGUCUAGACUACGCCGCUAGUCUUCUUGCUGAGUCUGAGUCUGUCUGUCCUCCGUCCGUCGGGGGUGAGUGUGCUCUUGACACGGACGUCGUUGAGGACAGGCAGGAGGACUUUGAGUGCUUUGCCGCUGCUUUACCUCAUCUCGUGUCCAUGCUGAUUGCCCCUGAGGGAGACCCGUAUGCACCAGACAUCCCGACCCCGCGCUCUUACGCAAAGGCGAUUGAGGGUCCCUACUCCUCUCAGGUGAAGCGGUCGCGAGGUUCUCCGCCUGUCUUCAAGGCGCGUUUCGCUGCACGAGGCUUCAGUCAGCGAGAGGGAUUUGACUUCUUCCAGGCCUUCUCCCCCACCCCGAAGAUGACCACUAUUUGGGUUCUGCUGCGCAUAGCUGCUCGGCGUGACUACGAGCUGCACUCUCUUGACUUCAGCACUGCUUUCCUGCAGGGCAGCCUUAACGAGGAGAUCCGGCUGCGCCGCCCACUUGGCUUCAUUGGGUCGUUUCCUGCUGGUACCCAGUGGAGCCUCCGGCGGCCAAUCUACAGUCUCCGCCAAGCGCUACGUAAGUGGCACGACACACUGAGGACGACGCUUGCAGCUCUUGGCUUUGAUCCUUCCACUGCUGACCUGUCGCUGUUUCUACGCACCGACGCCUCUCUGCCGCCGUUCUACGUCCUCGUGUACGUUGAUGACUCAGUCUUUGCCACUGUUGACACUGAGGGACUCGUCCACGUGAAGUCCGAGCUGCAGAAGAGACACACAUGCACAAGCCUGGGUGAGCUGCGCAGCUAUCUUGGCUUGCAGAUCACCCGGGACAGAGCAGAGUGCACCAUUACUUUGACUCAGUCACACAUGGUGCAGCAAGUCCUUCAGCGCUUCGGCUUCACGUACUCCUUGCCUCAGCCCACUCCUCUGCCUACUUGCCACUCGCUCUCAGCUCUGCCUUCGAAUGAGUCCGUAGAGCUGAGUGGCCCGUAUCCAGAGCUUGUGGGCUGUCUCAUUUACCUGAUGACCUGCAAUCGACCUGACCUGACAUACCCUCUUAGCAUCUUGGCACGCUAUGUUGCUCCUGGGAGACACACGAAGGAGCACAUGGAUGCCGCUAAGAGGGUGUUGCACUACUUGCGCAGUACGUCGGGUAUGGGGCUCGUGCUUGGAGGACGGGCUCGAGUUGUGCUCACUAGUCACGCAGACGCUUCGUGGGCUGACGACUUGGCUACGCAGCGGUCGUCACAGGGUUACACUUUCAGCCUUGGCUCCAGCUCUAUUUCUUGGCGGUCUACCCGCUCGUCUUCUGUUCUCAGCUCCAGUUGUGAGGCUGAGAUCUACGCAGGGGCCAUGGCUACACAGGAGUUACGCUGGCUCACAUACCUGCUGACUAACCUGGGAGAGCCGCCUCGUUCUCCUCCAGUGCUGUACGUCGACAACAAGGCCAUGAUUGCCUUGUGUGAGGAGCAGAGACUGGAGCACAGGACGAAGCACAUCGCUCUGCGCCACUUCCUUGCUCGAGAGCUGAAGCAGUGUGGCCAGCUUCCUCUUGCUUACGUGGCCACUUGGGCCAAUACUGCUGAUGUCUUCACCAAGGCACUUCAGCCUUGUGAUCAUCAGCUUUUCUGUACUGUUCUAGGCCUUGUGCCCACUGGGCCUCACUUGCUCACUUCUUGA
Molecule: messenger RNA, 3207 nt
Organism: Closterium sp. NIES-65
Lineage: Eukaryota; Viridiplantae; Streptophyta; Zygnematophyceae; Desmidiales; Closteriaceae
Source: the annotation of a GenBank genome assembly